This is a messenger RNA of Aphanomyces astaci, 1728 nucleotides long. RefSeq lists its product as hypothetical. Gene Ontology annotation, molecular function: broad specificity oxidative DNA demethylase activity; ferrous iron binding; mRNA N6-methyladenosine dioxygenase activity. Lineage: Eukaryota; Oomycota; Saprolegniomycetes; Saprolegniales; Verrucalvaceae. Bases 536 to 1666 code for a protein of 376 amino acids. Gene Ontology annotation, biological process: regulation of multicellular organism growth; DNA alkylation repair; RNA repair. The record is from RefSeq and is a predicted model, not a curated record. The transcript is spliced from 2 exons.
CACCACUUGACCAUUCGCGCCACGACUUAUCGCCAUGGACCCGAAGGAACGGAAGAAGCUUGAGCGACAGAAGAAGAAGGCCAAGGCCCUGGAGCGCAAGAGCGCUAAGAAGCCCAAUGUGGCAUCGUUGAAGCCUGUGUCACAGCCUACUACAUCCCACAAGCGACCGAGUGAGCCAUCGGGCAGUAGUGCCGCGCCUCCAGCCAAGAAACAACAGAUCGAGAAGGCCAAACCCCUCCCCGUACCCUCCAACUACACGGGUCCUGAGAAAUUCCUCACGCCGUCACAUCCCGACUUCCAUGACAUCCUCACCCGGUCGUACGUUGGGUUUGUGCACGAGCCUGCGGCCGCGCAGCCUCGCGAGUUCCACGCGGGCAUGCGUGCCGCGUUCGAGCACCUUCGUGACAAAGGGUACUUUCAGUACGACGUCGUCAUGGCCGGCGGCAAGCACUUGUCAAGGACGUUUGUGCGGCGCACCCUUGUGGGCAAUUUUGGUACUAACUCAACCAUCAACGUUAAAAAACGUUAAGCAACAAUGUCGCCUCAUAUGAAUCUAGGCAUCACGUACAAGUACUUGGGCCUCCGCAUCUUUGCGCAUGCGUGGGACGUUCCGUCGAGCGCCGCCGUGUUCCGCAACCUGUACGCGUUGAACCAGGCCAUCGUGGCCCGCACCAAAGCAUCCGCGUCGCCGGCGCCGCCAUCCUGCGAGUACAACUUGACGUUGAUCAACUACAUGGAGCCGGACAAUCCGGUGUUGGGGCUCAAGGACGAUCUGACGUACGAUAUGGGCAAAGUGAGCGUGAGUUGGCACGCCGACUCGUCGCUGGAGGACUUUUCGUCCAUCGGAGUGUACCACACGUUGCUCCCCACCAAGAAGAGCAAGAAAGGGCCGUGCGACUGGCGCAUCGCUAUGAGGCUGUCCCCAGACGUACCUGGCGCCAAGACGACCCCGCCGUUGGUGGUGCCCACGGGAGAUGGCGAUGUGUAUUACCUCAACGGAGACUUCAACCAUCACCACCAGCACAUGGUCCUCUCUGGCACUGCUGUCCGAGUGAGCAGCACGCAUCGGGUGGCUGUGACGGCCGAAGACACGUUGCAGUACAUUCAGGCCAAAGUCACCGCCGCGUUGAAGAGUAGCGCGAAGGAUCCGCAGGACAAGUGCCGUCGCGGCCACGCCGACGACGUUCGGCACGAGCAAACGACGGUAACGACGUUAGAAAUGGACUGGCUGCGCCAAUAUUGGAUCCAAGGCGACAAGCACAACGACCUCCAUGUCGACUGGCAGCAGCCCAUGUUGGCCCUCGAAGCCAGCUGGCGCAAACUCGAAGCGCGCACGAAAACGUUGGCAGACGCCCUCGUUCAGUCGCAUGACGUUGACGACCUCAAGGUGCUCAAGGCCGUGCUGGAGGGUCUGCGCAACCGGCAAGUGGGCCGCGACCAGUUCGUGCAUCGCAUGAAGGACAAAGUGUUCAAGCGCAUCGCCGCCGACUUCCAGCCGAUGGAGCGGCCAGUGUGGACUGAUUGGGACGACGUCCAUUUGCUGCCAAAGGAUCUCACGGCGACAAUCGCCGCGCUCCAUGCGCAUAAACUAGUGUUGGAGAGUGAAAAGAAGAGGCAGUGGAAGAUCCACGCGGGCACACGGCACAACAAAAUUAAUAAAGCGUAAACACGCUAAAAGUUAGUUCCCAUUAUUGUCAUGUGGAAUCAUAAUAUGGGCCAACUUUUCAC